Glossina fuscipes is the source of this 1291-nucleotide messenger RNA. RefSeq names its product lipase 1-like. The transcript is spliced from 5 exons. The record is from RefSeq and is a predicted model, not a curated record. The coding region runs from base 61 to 1263 and encodes 400 amino acids. NCBI's taxonomy places the organism in Eukaryota, Metazoa, Arthropoda, Insecta, Diptera, Glossinidae. Gene Ontology annotation, biological process: lipid metabolic process. Gene Ontology annotation, molecular function: hydrolase activity, acting on ester bonds.
ACGUUACUAUCUCCGUUAAAUAUAAAAUUUAUAUAAAAAAAGAAAUAGAAAUAAUUGAAAAUGUUUAUAAUUAAUUUUAAAAAUAUAUUCAGAAAAUAUUUUUUCAUAAUUAUUUCUUUGCUUUAUCCAGUGCAUACCAUAGAAAGCUAUUUAUCGAAUACAUAUCAAAAGGAUAUUAUAAAGGAAUCAUUCUUAGAUACGGCACAACUCAUUAAAAGAUAUAAAUAUCCGGUUGAAACUCAUCAUGUUAUAACAACCGACGGAUACAUACUUGGUGUGCACCGCAUAGUUAACUCGGGAAAGCCACCCGUUUUGCUUAUGCAUGGACUUUUAGAUAGUUCAGCGACAUGGAUAUUAAUGAGACCAGAAACUGCUUUAGGUUAUUAUCUAUAUGACAAGGGUUACGAUGUUUGGAUGGGCAAUGCCCGGGGUAAUCGUUAUUCCAGAAAUCAUACGUUUUUAAAUCCAAACACAGAUUUAUCAUAUUGGCGUUUUAGUUGGCACGAAAUCGGAUUGUACGACCUAUCAGCCAUGAUUGAUUAUGUGCUGGCAAAAACCAAUUUCAAGAAGUUGACAUAUUUCGGACACUCGCAGGGUACUACAGCAUUUUGGGUUUUAUGUUCGUUAAAACCGGAAUACAAUAAUAAAAUUUCUUUUAUGCAUGCCUUGGGCCCGGUCGCUUUCACUGCCAACAUGCGCACAUCUUUACUUGGUGUAGCGCAAACUUUUACAAGAAUUUCAAAGAAUAAAAUCUACGAACUUCUACCUCACAGCUAUUAUCUUUUCAACUUAUGCUUCACUUCCAGGAUGAUGGAAACCGCUUGUCUGGAAAUUGCUCACCAGCUUUUGGGACGUGAUGAACAAAACAUUAAUUAUACCUUUUUCCCAAUCAUAUUGGGACAUAUACCAGCCGGUUGUAAUUUGAAGCAACUUGACCAUUAUCUACAGCUAAUAGAAUCCAAACGAUUCUGUCGUUAUGAUUAUGGUUUUGAGCGAAAUCUGAAAUAUUACGGACAGCCUACACCGCCGGAUUAUCCACUACAGAAUGUUACAGUGCCUGUAGGCUUAUACUAUACCUACAAUGAUGAACUCAGCAGCGAGUUAGAUGUAAAAAACUUGGCAGCCCAUCUACCGAAUGUUAUCGAAGAUAGCUUAUAUCCGUACAAAAAGUGGAAUCACGUGACUAUGUUAUGGGGCACAAAUGCUAGAAAAUUAGCGCACAAAAGAAUGUUGGAAUUAACCAAAGAAUUUAUUAGUAAGUAGGAAAAAUAAAAAAGAAAACGUGGAAAUG